Messenger RNA from Vanrija pseudolonga, 4384 nucleotides. RefSeq lists its product with no specific name. NCBI's taxonomy places the organism in Eukaryota, Fungi, Basidiomycota, Tremellomycetes, Trichosporonales, Trichosporonaceae. Gene Ontology annotation, molecular function: metal ion binding; structural constituent of ribosome. Gene Ontology annotation, cellular component: small ribosomal subunit; ribosome. Gene Ontology annotation, biological process: translation; proteolysis. The record is from RefSeq and is a predicted model, not a curated record. The transcript has 13 exons. Bases 68 to 4333 code for a protein of 1421 amino acids.
CUUGAACUUUCAAUCGCUGGUAAAACACAACGACGCACCCGACGCACCUCCCCCCCGACACAAGCGCAUGAUACCUUGUUCAUCGCUCAAGAGGUUGCCACGCUCUGCAGGCAUACUCAAGCACUCUGCUCGCACGGCCGUCACUUCCCUCCCAAUCACUCGGCACAUUUCCACUGCAAAGAACCACCACCGCGUCCCUUCGGCUUCUCGUCUUUCCUUCUCCCCCAUUACUCUGCCUCGCCGUUCAGCAUCCACAAUGGUCGCGCCUUCUAGUACCGCGAGAGAUUACGGACAUUUCAAGCUCGUCAAGAGCUUCGACCUCGACUAUGCCCCGGUCACUGUCUCCAAGUGGAGGAGCGACAAGACGGGUCUGACCGUCACCCUUGGCAAUCACUCGUCCCCUAUCACCAAUGGAUACUUUGUCGUGGCUUCCGAGAUCUUCGAUGACACUGGCCGCCCCCACACCCUUGAGCACCUUGUCUUCCUGGGCUCCAAGGCGUACCCCUACAAGGGCGUUCUCGACCAGCUUGCCAACCGCGCGGGUAGCAACGGCACGAAUGCCUGGACAGCGAACGACCACACGGCCUACACCAUCGCCACAGCCGGCAGCAAGGGCUUCCUUGAGAUGCUCCCUGUCUAUGUCGACCACAUCCUCCACCCCACCAUGACGGACGCGGGCUUCGUUACCGAGGUUCACCACAUCAAUGGCGAGGGCGAGGAUGCCGGUGUGGUCUACAGCGAGAUGCAGGGACGCGAGAACCAAUCUUACGACCGUAUGGCCCUGGAGCUCCAGCGCACGAUCUACCCCCAGACCUCUGCGUACCGCUCGGAGACGGGUGGUUUGCUCAAGAUGCUUCGUGUUCUUACCGCCGAACAAAUUCGCCAGUACCACAGCACAUACUAUGUCGCGCACAACCUCUGCCUUCACAUGGACGGUGCGGUGAAUGUCCCUGAGCUGUUCGACGUUCUCAACAACAAGGUCGAGCCUCUCAUCUUGGCGCAGAAGGCUGCUGCCGAGGCCAACACCAGCGGCACCUACACCCCUCCUCCCGGCUGGAAGCGCCCCUUCGUUGAGACCACGACUGCCGAGCCUCAUACACUCCCCGGCUCGGAGACCAAGGUUGUCGAGUUCAUGGAGGAGGACGAGUCGAUGGGCGAGACCAUGUCCGUUUGGCUUGGCCCCGCUCCCACCAACUUCUUGGACAACCUCGCGCUUGACGUUGUUGGCACCUACCUCACCCACUCGGCCACCUCGCCGCUGCAGAAGGAGUUUAUCGAGAUUCCCGAGCCGCUCUCCACAUACAUUGGCUUCUACACGGAUGGACGCGUCAACCACAACGAGUUGAUGCUGACUGCCAGCGAUGUCCCGAAGAAGCACCUUGAGACCUUCCCCGACCUUGUCAAGGCCAAGCUUAAGAAGAUUGUCACCGAGGAAGGAAUCGACAUGGAGCGCAUGAACAGCGUCAUCCGCCGGGAGAAGCGCGCCAUGCUCAACCGCACCGAGACCUCUGUCAGCAGCGUCUUGUCUGACGUUGUCAUCCAGGACUUCCUGUAUGGCAACUUCGACGGCAAGGACCUGCCUGAGGCCUUCGACGACCUCCGUGACUUUGCCACCGUCAGCAAGUGGACAGCGAAGGAGUGGGCCAACCUCAUCGACAAGUACCUUGUCUCUGCGCCUUCAGUUACCACCAUUGGCAAGCCUUCCGCCAAGCUCUCGCAAGAGAUUGAGACGACUGAGAAGGAGCGUGUCGCCAAGCAGAAGGCUGAGCUCGGCGAGGCUGGCCUCAAGCGCCUGCAGGAGGAGCUGGAUGCGGCCAAGAAGGAGAGCGACACACCCAUCCCUCCCGAGAUCCUCACCAGCUUCCCCGUCACCAACCCUGCCGAGAUCAUCUGGAUCCCUGUGGAGACUGCCAUCAACAAGGCUCCUGGCGACAAGAUUGUGACCGACAAGGGCGAGGUCCAGCGUCACAUUGACGCUGACGGUGCCACUGUCCCCUUCCAGGCUCACUUCUCGCACGUCAAGUCCAACUUUGUCACCAUCAGCGUUCUCCUGGACGCUGCCAACCUUCCUUCGCAUUUGAUGCCUUACAUGGCCAUCCUGCAGCCGUCCCUCUUCAGCCUCGGCGUCCGCCGCGCCGACGGUACCGUGCUCUCGCACGAGGAGGUUGUCAACCAGCUCAACGACUUUACUGUUGACCAGGACAGCAACUUCUCCUACCGCCGCUGCUUUGCCGAGAACUUCACUGUGUCCAUCAAGGCCGAGAAGGAGAACUAUGCCCAGGCGGUUUCUUGGCUCCGUGACGUCCUCACUGGCUCCAUCUUUACCAAGGAGCGAUUGGAGGUUAUCAUUGCCAAGGAGCUCCAGAACCUUCCUGCGCAGAAGCGUGACGGCGACAUGAUUGUCCGUUCGUGGAUCAACAAGCUCGCGUUUGAUGCUUCGCGCUCGCCCUCCGAGUCGUGCGCUGUCCUCAGCCUCCUUGACUUCAUCCCCAAGGUCGCCGAGGAGCUCAAGGAGGACCCGGAGAAGGUGAUCAAGACGCUCGAGGAGCUUCGUGCUGCCUUGAUCAACCCCGAUGCCCUUCGCAUUGCCGUGGCUGGUGACAUCUUGAGCCUGCCUGAGCCUCGCUCUGUGCUUGCCAAGAACUUCAUCCCGAUCAAGGAGGCUGUUGCGCUCAAGACCAUCUCGACGUCUGAGCAGUCGCUUACUGAGCUGGGCAAGAACCCCUCGAAGAAGCUUGUUGUCGUCCCCAUGGCUGCCAUUGAAGGCUCGUACUCUCACCACUACGCCAAGGGCCUGAGUGGCUGGGACCACCCCGACCUCCCUGCGUUGACACUGGCUGCCAACGUUCUCAACACCAUGGAGUCGUACCUUUGGAAGUCCAUUCGUGGCUCUGGUCUGGCGUACGGCGCCAACGUCGAGGUCGACGCCGAGUCUGGCCUCGUCGGCUUCUCGGUGUACCGCAGCCCCAACGCCAUGCUUGCGUACCGUGAGGCUGGCAAGGUCCUCAAGGGCCUCGCCGACGGCACCACGGAGAUUGACGCCAACAUUGUUGACGGCUCGCGUGCCAGCUUGACGUACAGCUACGCCCGCAAGUCGGAGACUGUUGGCGGUGCGGCUUCGACCGCCUACCUUGAUGAGGCGCUCAAGGGCGUCGGCAAGAACUUUAGCCAGGAGAUGCUUGCCAAGCUGCCUGGUGUGACUCUGGACCAGAUCCGCGAUGUCAUCCGCAAGUACUUUGUUCCCGUGUUUGACUCGAACACUGCUAUCGGCGCGGUGACUGUCAACACUGGCAAGGCGGACGAGGUGGAGGCUGGCUUCAAGGAGCUCGGCUUUGAGGUUGAGCGCCACGAGCUGCCGACGCUGGGAAACGACGAGGGCAGCGAUGCCGAGAUGGGCAGCGAGUCAGGUAGCGAGACUGGAAGUGAGAGCGGGAGCGAGAGCGAGGUGGCCCCCAUCGCGCGCACCUUUGCCUCGUCGGCGUGCUCGCGCGACGCCUCGGCCGAGGCGGAGAGCUCGACGUCGUCGAACAAGUCGACCAUUAUCCCGGGCGAGACCGUCGAGCAGCACUGGACGCGCGAGAUGAACAACGUGCGCGACUGGCGGCGGCGAUACGCGGCGAUCAAGGCCAACGUCCCGCUCUACAUCCCCGAGCCGGCGUCCAAGCCCAGGGGCACGGCGUCGCCGACCGAGGCGUCGCUGUCGACUCUGCUCGCUGCUGGCGCCGCGCUCGGCCACUCUGCGCAGCUGCUGACGCCCGCGUUCUCGCCGUACGUGUACGGCACGCGCUCCGGCCUGUCCAUCAUCGACCUGGAGCAGACGCUGCCGCUCCUGCGCCGCGCGGCAACGCUCGUGCGCGACGUCGCCAAGGCGGACGGCGUGGUGCUGUUCGUCGGCACGCGCAAGAUGCACCGGAAGAUUGUGAUCGCCGCGUCGGAACGGAUGGGCGACAACGGCUACGCGUCCGACAACUGGAUGCCCGGCAUGCUCACCAACGCCGAGACGUACUUUGGCAUGGACGUCGUCAAGCGCGGGACCUACGUGCCCGACCUCGUCGUCUUCCUCAACCCGAGCGAGAACGUCGGCGGCAUCCGCGAGUGCAACGCCCGCAACGUGCCCACCAUCGGCCUGAUCGACUCCAACACCGACCCCCGCCUCACGACGUACGCCAUCCCCGCCAACAUGGAGAGCCUGCGCACCGUCGAGCUCGUGGCCGGCACCCUGUCGAUUGCGGGCCAGGAGGGCCGCCGCAUGCGCCUCCGCGACGCCGAGACCGCCCUCGACCGCCGUAACCGCGACGCCGAGUGGCGCCGCCGCACAGGCGCGAGCGCGUAGGGGUGGGGCGACACAGGGGAUAAAGCACUAGUCUACAUGCAUUGAUCAAUG